AUGCUGGCUUUCUACGACAGGUUUUUGAAGAACAGGGCAACAAUUGCCAGCUGUCUCUACCAGCUCCUGCAGAAGGACGCCACGUGGAGAUGGGAGACCAAGCAUCAAGAAGCAUUCGAUAAACUUAAGAGAUUGCUUCUCAGUCAGACCGUACUGGCACACUACGAUGAACAGAAGGAGCUUCUUGUCUCAUGCGACGCUUCGCCAUACGGCAUAGGAGCUGUUCUGUCUCAACGUGAUGACCAGAAUAGAGAGGCGCCAAUCGCUUUCGCAUCUCGGACGCUAGGGACAGCGGAACGCAAUUAUGCUCAGUUGGACAGAGAAGGCCUUGCCGUAGUGUUUGCUGCACACAAGUUCCACAAGUAUAUUGCGGGAAGAAAGGUGACUUUCGUCACGGAUCAUCAACCGCUUCUCGGCAUACUGGGUCCAGGGAAGCCAACGGCUCAAGUCCUCUCACCACGCAUGACCAGAUGGUGCAUCAAGUUGUCGGCCUAUGACUACAACAUCGUCUACAGGCAUGGCAAGAACCAUCAAAACGCGGACGCGUUGAGUCGAUUGCCACUACCAGAACGUCUCGAUGAACCCUGGCCACCAGGCGAGGUACUAUUGUUCGAAGCUUUGUCGAGACCUCCGUUCACUGCUACAGAGAUAGCACGUCUGACACAAGAAGACAGCAUCCUGCAGAGGUUGUACAAGGCAGUGCAGGAUGGCACAGUGGAGAAACUCACUGGAGAUGAGUUCACUCCUUACCGACGAGUGACCGCACUAGCAUUUCAUCGCGAGUGCCUCACGCUUGGAUCACGGGUGAUCAUACCGAGCUCAGCACGAUUCCACGUUCUGGCACUUCUGCACGCUGGUCACCGAGGCAUGGUAGCCAUGAAGAAGUGCGCAAGGAGCUACGUAUGGUGGCCCGGCGACAAGGUGAUCGAAGAAACGGUGCGACAGUGCCGUGAAUGCCUUUCAACGCAGAAGAGCCCACCCAAAGCUCCUAUUCCCUCCUGGGACCGUCCCAAGACGCCAUGGCACACGGUGCACGUUGACUUCGCGGGGCCACUACUCGGGCGCACCUACUUGGUUGUUGUGGAUGCACACACAAAGUGGGUGGAAGUCCGGCACGUGACGCAAGCAACAUCCGCGGUUGUCAUCGAUGUGCUACGAAGCAUCUUUGCUACGUUUGGCAUUCCCCGAAAGGUCGUCUCCGACAACGGAAAAGCCUUUAUUUCCAACGAGAUAAGGCAGUUCUAUACGGCAAAUGGCAUACAGGGUACAACAUCACCAGCUUACCAUCCUGCCACAAACGGCCAGGCAGAACGCUAUGUGGCAGAGCUGAAAAGAGCACUCCUGAGAGAUACAGACAAGUCCAUACAGUGCCGACUUGCAAGAUUCCUGUAUCGGCAGCACACAACCAUUCACACUGCGACAGGAAUGUCACCUGCGAGAGCGAUGUUUGGACGAGAGCUUCUAUGUCCUCUCGAUCUUCUAAAGCGGGAGACGGAUAUACCAAUUCCUGAGAGCCAGGAGACAUUGACAAAAUCCCGUCGUUUCGCGGUAGGAGACAAAGUGCUCAUCCGACAGUUUUUGAAAAAGCCAGAUUGGAUUGAAGGCGAAAUACUGCGCCACGUCGGACCACGAUCCUGGCUUGUAAAAAGCAACCACGGAAAGGUUCGGCGUCACCUCAACCAUAUGAGGAAAACGAGCCAGACCGGGUACAGAACUCAAUCACCGACAGAUUGGAGCGUAGCAGACGAUUUCUCGGACACAACGUUAGAAGAGACGCCGUCAAGUUCUGCUGAUCAACGGCCUGACUCGCUCAACAUGCAAAACAACCCUCCCUCGCAACCGUCGACCUCGGCGUCACAAGCAGGAACCACCCGCCAACUGCGACCACCAGAGCUUAGGCGGCCUCCAGACCGCUAUGGAGACUUCGUCUAA
Rhipicephalus sanguineus (brown dog tick) is the source of this 1932-nucleotide messenger RNA. RefSeq lists its product as uncharacterized. The transcript has a single exon. Gene Ontology annotation, biological process: DNA integration. Bases 1 to 1932 code for a protein of 643 amino acids. Gene Ontology annotation, molecular function: nucleic acid binding. Lineage: Eukaryota; Metazoa; Arthropoda; Arachnida; Ixodida; Ixodidae. The record is from RefSeq and is a predicted model, not a curated record.